AUGGCUGUCAAAAACUUUGUCGAUAGAGUGAUUGCUCAGAAUCGCGUGGUCAUGUUCGGGACAACGUCUGGCCGUACACCGCACGCUCGAAGGAGCUGUUUCUCAAAGAUUACAGUUCUUUACUUGUUAAAGAGAUACAUCUCGAUGCACUCUAAGAAGGCUCAGACAUUGGGGGUUCCUGACAAUCAUCACCGGGCAGACGUCGAGACCAAGCAUCUUCGCGCUCCAUCUCUCUAUGGCUUGUAA
Messenger RNA from Peniophora sp. CBMAI 1063, 246 nucleotides. The record is from the annotation of a GenBank genome assembly. Lineage: Eukaryota; Fungi; Basidiomycota; Agaricomycetes; Russulales; Peniophoraceae.